UUUUGUAUGCGUAUAUAUAAAACGCACCAAUGCUUGUAAAACCCUGCGAGCGCGGCUGUUAUCAUGACACGUCUACUCAUUGGACUGCUUUUCCUUUUUUGGAUUUCAGUGUACGAAGUGUAUGGAGGGAGUACCUGUACGAUAGAUAAUGACUACUCAUCGUCAACCUACACCAAGUAUUGUGAAUAUGGUUGCUGUGGUAAUUAUUAUGACGACAACAGAGAUUGUUGUGACGCACCCUCUGACUCGGAAUCGCAUGCGGGUAUCUACAUAGGGGGAGGAGUUGGUGGAGUCUUUUCGUUUUUGUUUAGUUGCUGCUGCAUUUAUUAUUGUUGCUGCAGGCAUAGUGACAAUAUAAUUCACGUUAUUUAACACCAAUAAAACAGAUAACAGAUUUGCAGACAAAGAUUCUUCUCCAUUAACAUAAGAAACAUUUCAUUAGGACGCUUGAUUGUACCAGAUUAAGAAAUAGUAUAUUUUCCGAAAUUAAUCUAGUAAUCAUUAUUCUGUUUGUACAAUUAAGAGUUCUAAAAGAUUACACAGAAAACAAUGUGUUUUAAUCUUAUUUGAUGCUGCAUGUAGGACUUAUGCAAUUUGUUAAACCUUGAAGCGCAAUUAUCUUUUUGAAUGACAGUUUUCAUGAGUUUAUAUGUUUAUUUCUUCGUGAAUAAUUUCAUCUACAUAUAAUUUGAAAGGAUAAUUUAUUUUCUAGUAUUUGUUUUUGUAGAUAAAUUAAUAAAGUGAAUAUACGAUUGUUGAA
Ruditapes philippinarum (Manila clam) is the source of this 760-nucleotide messenger RNA. RefSeq lists its product as uncharacterized. Lineage: Eukaryota; Metazoa; Mollusca; Bivalvia; Venerida; Veneridae. The coding region runs from base 64 to 372 and encodes 102 amino acids. The transcript is spliced from 4 exons. The record is from RefSeq and is a predicted model, not a curated record.